Messenger RNA from Penicillium odoratum, 576 nucleotides. RefSeq lists its product as uncharacterized. The coding region runs from base 1 to 576 and encodes 191 amino acids. NCBI's taxonomy places the organism in Eukaryota, Fungi, Ascomycota, Eurotiomycetes, Eurotiales, Aspergillaceae. The transcript has a single exon. The record is from RefSeq and is a predicted model, not a curated record.
AUGACCAACCCAUCGCCCAGCCUGAAAACCCCCAAGGCUUCUCAGCCAAAUUUUUCCUCCACCGACAAUCCACGUCCAGAGUCUGCCUCAUCUGCAGAAGAUCCCCAACUCCAGGACUCUGUCCCAACCUCAGUCAAUAAUGAGGACGAGGACAUGCCCUCAGACGACGAUGAUGAUGAAGACUACAUUGAAAAUGAACGAGAUCGAACACGUCAGUGUGUUCGAGAAUUCCUGACAAUGACAGACAAGCACUUUGUGAAUAUGGAAAUCCGCCCCCUUGUGGGCAAACGAAACUGGCUGUCGUGGCUUUCUACCAUCCAUAUGCAACUCAGAAUGCAUCAAGUUUGGGAGGUCGUGGGAGAAAAUCUAAUUCCAUUAGACGAGGGCGACGAAUUGUUUUAUGGCUAUGAGCGGAUGAAGGAUGUUGGUUGCGCCGUCAUCUAUGCGAAUCUGUCCACCGCUCUCAAGGAUAUUCCAUGUUUCUGGUCUACUCUCCAGCACCGGGAUCCGGCACUGCUAAUGAGUAGAUUGGAAGGCCACUUUUCCAAGGGUGGUAGUGAUGACCAUGUUCAUUGA